GCAAAAGCUAGAUGGCAGUAAUGGUGGAUGGUGUUAAACAACAGUCAAUGUGUCAGUUCUCUGCCAACAGUGUCGCUACUGACCUUAGUAACAUCGCUUCACAAUACUUUCGUCUCGCGUCUGACAACACUGUACGAGAUCAUCAAGCCAGAGCUCAUUGUUUCAGUGCUUUCAAAUAAGACGAUAUCCAGACAUCACCAUGAACCUCUGCACUGAUCCUACACUGGAUGUUACCACAGCCAUCCCUGGUGUCUGGGGUAAUGGACGCAACUCCCACAAGCCCAGUGAAUUUGAAGUCAUGUCGCCACCAGGUUACAACUCUCAAAAUUUGCCAAACAGACGAAAUAAGAGUCUCAUAGUCGCUCUGUACAGUGGAAAACAGUGUUCUUCUUGUGAGCGGCGAUUUAAGCCUGAACAAGUACUUCAGUAUUCGCAACACUUGGAUUGGCAUUUCCGAUACAACAAACGUCAGAGAAAGUCGACCAGCGAACCAUAUUCUCGCAUGUUCUACUUAUCAACUGAAGACUGGUUGAUGUUUGAAGAAAUUGAUGAUGGUGAUAACAAAGUACCAAUUGUGUUUGAACUGGAGGACCUGAAUGCAACCAUACCAGAAGAGGAAGCUGAGAAACCAAGUGUAGCUGUGUCUCCAGACUCGACUUCAGGAGUGUGUCCCGUCUGCCAGGAAGCUUUUUCCCAGUUCUUCCAUCAGGAAGCUGAAGAAUGGCGAUAUGAAAAUGUUAAACGUGUUGACGGUGCCAACUUUCACCCGGACUGUUACCAAGAUAUGCUUGUGAGAACAAUCUCUUUAAUUCCUCCAGAAACGAGAGAGAAACUGGAAGAUUUACAGGUUAACUGGGCGCAGCGGACUGCAGAGUGAAGCAAUCGUUCAGUGGUGGUGUAUCACUAGAUUCUCCAGUUCUGUAUCGCGGGGUUAUACGUCGAGCUUCUGCUCACGUAUGUAAGCUGCUCUCGUUGAUAUGAGAUUAUUAAGAAAAAAAUUAAGAUGAUGAUGCCUUUAUCUUCUCAUAAUAUCUUCAACUGAAAAGUCAGUUAAAUUAAGAUGUUUUUAACUCUGUACAAUAUGAGUGUAUGUAUCUAA
Cherax quadricarinatus is the source of this 1099-nucleotide messenger RNA. Lineage: Eukaryota; Metazoa; Arthropoda; Malacostraca; Decapoda; Parastacidae. The record is from RefSeq and is a predicted model, not a curated record.